AUGGCCUUGUUUCUUCGUCUUCUUUGCUUGGUAUCAUUCUUUAGCUUCUUUUCAUCAUCUCCUGCGACAGACACACUCACGCCUUCAGACCUGUUGAGAGACAAUCAAACCCUGGUCUCAUCUGGUGGACUUUUCGAGUUUGGCUUCUUCAGCGAAAGAGUUUCAGGCUACUAUUUGGGAAUUUGGUUCACAGCUGAUCCAAGCAACGUUGUUUGGGUUAGUAACCGCGACUAUCCCUUAUUAGAUUCAUCCGCCCUACUUCAAAUCCGGUCCGGGAAUUUGAUUCUCACGGACCGGCGACAAGUGCAGAGCAUAGUCAAUGCAGGAAAUGUCGCCACAACUAGUAAUACAAGUAUCAUAUGGCAAAGUUUUGACGCUCCAAGUGAUACUUAUCUUCCUGGGAUGAAACUUGGGUCGUUUAACCUAAACACAGGCCACCAUAGCCUUCACGUUGUUAAUUCUUGGGCAAGCCACCAAAACCCAGCUCCUGGCCUCUACACCUUAUCCAUCGAUUCCAGCGACCUUACAAAGCUUUCGGUUUGGCGAGGAGAUGGAGUCAAAAUGGUAGUCGCUUUCUUGGAUGGAUAUGAGUUCCGGUUUAUUUUUGAGAACUCAAACGGUAGUACUAACGACUACAACUUUAGCCUCCAGUUCAAUAGAAAUGAGGCCUUCUACACUUUCAGCAGCAGCAAGAAUUACGACGUCAUGUGGCUGGUGAUGAAUUCCACAGGAAACCUCGACCAGAAUUUUAUGUUGAAAGGCAAGAUUUAUUCUGUGAGUCAUCCUUUGUGUGCGGGUUCCAAUGGUGGUAAUAACGGGACGUGCUUGCCUUCAAUACCAUCCCAGUGUAGGGAUGGAGGUGCUUUUUCUGAGAUGAAUGGUUCGCUGCCAUCUACAUCUGCUGUUUCCGGUGGAAGUAUUGGGAUUUCUGAAUGCCAAACGUUGUGCCAGGUCAAUUGUUCUUGCACCGCAUUUGCUUCGGUUCAGAAUGAAUCAGUACGUCAACUUUAUUAUGGAAGUAAACAGAAUCUAUUGAAGAUCGUAAAGAAGGGGCCAGGGCUUAUUUACAUUCGGGAUGGUGCUCCAAGUGGCAAGAUCAACCCCGUGUUCAGAGUCUCGUAA
Molecule: messenger RNA, 1122 nt
Organism: Prunus armeniaca (apricot)
Lineage: Eukaryota; Viridiplantae; Streptophyta; Magnoliopsida; Rosales; Rosaceae
Source: the annotation of a GenBank genome assembly